CCGAAGUGGAACAAACAGGAAACGCGUGGGGUUUUGGCAUAAUAGAGAAUUUUCAGUAAAGAAGAAACGCAAUCCGCUAUCAAUUUAGACAAGUACAGUUUUCUAUAGUUUCAUUACGAAAUGGCGGCUUCAAAUUACUCUUUGAAAGUAAACAGGCAGCUACUGGAUCCCAGCUUUGAAAGUUACAGGUUGUCUCUCGACCCUUUACCAAUCUAUAAAAUUGAGCUUGAUGCUGGUGUGGCUGAGGUCAAGCUUCGGGAUAAUCAAUACACCUUGGAUCACGUGCGUGCCUUUGGCAUGUAUAACUACCUGCACAUUGACCCCUGGUACGAGGACAGUGUGUACUACAUUGACCAGAUGAACAGGGUGCUGAAUCUCACGGUGACGUUGGACACUGCUUUGGGAAAACCUAGGGAAGUGUUCAGGAUCCCGUCGGACCUCAGCACGUGCGAGAACCGCCUGUGUGCCUCUUUGAGCUUUGUGUCCUCCACCUGGGUCGCCCUGUCCGACGGGACCGGCAAGCUGUGUCUCCUGAGAACCAGCAAGAGAGGGGACAGUGCACAUGCGAAGUGGGAGAUGUUGUUUAACCAAGAUAUUGGGGAGCCAUUUAUCAUCAUUAACAGCCUUUCAUAUGUGAGCACUGGCACUCACACAGUGGAGGCUCUCCUACUGCGAAUUGAGAAGGAUGAAUCGGAUGUAAAAGGCAGUGGGUUUUCUGUAUCACUUGAAUGGCUCAGCAUAACUAAUACUGGCGGACAGGAACAGGAAACAAAAUACGAGAUCACGAAGAGACGCAUUCUGCAUGGGAAAUCAGUUCCUCACUAUGCUGCGAUUGAACCCAAGGGAGAAGGCUUGAUGAUCGCAUCUGGGAAGCCUUUCAAAUUCACUCAGGUUGAUGGGAAACCACUGGAAGAGGAUGACGAAAAACCCAUGGAAGUUGAGGAAAAAACUGUUCCCAUCUACUAUUGGCAACAGACAGCAGAGGAUCUUACAGUCACAGUCCGUCUCCCAGAAGGCACCACUAAAGAAGCCAUUGAGUUCAAGCUAUCAAUGGACAGUCUUAAUGUUGGAUUACGUGGAUAUGCUCCUUUGAUCAAAGGACAGUUUUCUUCUUUGGUUGACACAGAAGCUAGUACAUGGAUACUAAAAGAUGACAAAAGCUUGGAGAUAACCUUGCAGAAGAAAGAUGAAGGUGCUAUGUGGCCCGAGCUGAUUAUAGGUGACCAGAGGGGGGAGUUUAUAAUGGAUCAAGCCCAGGCAGCUCUGAUCCAUGAAAGGCUAACUCACCUAACUUCAGAGGAUUUGGCCACAGACCCAGGGAAAGAUAAGCCCCCAUGCAAUGCUCAGGAAUUGGAGGACUGUGACAUCUUCCCAGAAGACAGCUCAAGCUUGACCCGAUUUGAUGGCAGCUCACUGAAAGCUACCCAUGUGGUUAAUCUCGGAAGCCAUCAGUACCUAUUCACUGUUGACGUCAGCCCAUCCGAGAUGCCUUGUUUCUGCCUGCGCCACGAUGUUGAUGCCUUGCUGUGGCAGCCCCACGCUAACGAGCAGGAUAACAUGUGGGAACAUGCGGCCACUUUCAACGCCUUAGGGUAUGUUCAAGCAUCGAAGCGGGAUAAAAAGUUCUCAACAUGUGCGCCAAACUAUUCUUACGCUGCGCUGUGUGAGUGCUUGCGUCGAGUAUUUAUAUACCGCCAGCCUUCCCCUGUGUCUACAGUGCUGUACAACAGGAAGCAAGGAAGACAAGUUGGACAGGUUGCUAAGCAACAGGUUGCAAGCCUGGAUUCCAGUGAUACUGUUCUGGGAUUCAGAGCAACAAAUGAGAGGUUAUUUGUUUUAACAUCCAAGAAUCUGUUUGUGAUCAAGGUCAAUAAUGAACAAUAAAUAGUGUAUACACUACUGUUGGAUUCCUUUUUCGAGUUUAAAAAAAAAAGCAAAUUAGAAAUGUGUAUACGUCAGGUGUAAAUCUUUGUAAUAGCCAUAGAUGUGUUUGAUUGCAAAACAGUCAGAUUGCAUUUUUUUAUCAUGUUCCAAAGCUAAAAUCAGUUAUUUUAACACUGAUGACAUAUACAUGGCCUCUGGACAUUGAAGCUAGGUGCUUCAAUAGCUUUCAGAGCGUCUCUUAUAAUGAACCAAAACAAUAAUGUAAGUCUAAUUGUGGGGAGAAAAUAUGGUUGAAUAAAAAUGAUCAAACAUAA
Molecule: messenger RNA, 2198 nt
Organism: Lepisosteus oculatus (spotted gar)
Lineage: Eukaryota; Metazoa; Chordata; Actinopteri; Semionotiformes; Lepisosteidae
Gene: nudcd1
Product: NudC domain containing 1
Source: RefSeq, a predicted model, not a curated record